AUGGCCGCACCGGGCAAACGCAGUAUGCCGACCAACGCAAAUCCGUCUGCUAAACGCGGCAAGGGCGACAAAGGAAUGUGGAAACAGGGCAAAAGCAGAGUCAAUAUUGAGGCGGGCGAUGUCGGUGUUUUUGUGACUUGUGACAUGGGCAAGGAAGGAAAAUGCAUGGCGGAGACAGUCGAUAUCUUCUCCCAGGUUGGUCCAUUCGUCCAUCAUACGGUCUGCGUGGCCUGCAUGGCCAGCGCUGGAGCCAAUCUUCAAACCACGCCAACACACGCUGACUGGCUUGUCGUUCAGGAACUUGAAUCAUCAGCUUCCCCUGCCAAGGAUGACGAUGACGACGAGGAGGAGGACGACAUCGAGGCCCAGAUUCAAAAAGAGCUUGCGGGCUUAAAACCAAACAAGGAUAAAAAGCGCCCCUUCCAAGCAUUUCGCUUGGAGAUGCCCUGUGUCAUAUUUGUCCGACUGGACCCAUCUAUCGACCCGGUCGAGUUGGUCCACCGUCUGUGUCGAGAAGCACGGGCCGAUCCGGAGACGAAGAGGAGUCGAUUUAUCAAGCGCAUGACCCCUGUCACCUCAAUCAGAAAAACAUUGCGAUUCGAUAUGGAAGCUUUUACGCGAGAAAUCCUCAAGCCGCACUUCCAUUCUGGGGGACCUCCACGUAGGUACGCGAUCCGGCCAUCUAUUCGAGGAAACGGAAAAUUCAAGCGGAACCCUCUAAUCAAGACCAUCGCGGAUAUCGUGGGCCCUGAACACCCGGUAAAUCUGACGAACUACGAUAAGAUGAUUCUGGUCGAUGUCUGCCAAAAUGUCAUUGGUAUGAGUGUAGUCGAUAGCGAUUACGAUCAGCUGAAACGGUUUAACCUGGCUGAGAUUUAUGAUCCGUCCCCGAAGCCAGUCCCUAAGGAAACCACCAAAGAAUCCCUCAAGGAAGAGGAAGCCCCUAAGGAAGCCCCAAUAGAGACCGCAUCUUAG
Messenger RNA from Penicillium macrosclerotiorum, 975 nucleotides. RefSeq names its product THUMP domain-containing protein. The transcript has 5 exons. The record is from RefSeq and is a predicted model, not a curated record. The coding region runs from base 1 to 975 and encodes 324 amino acids. NCBI's taxonomy places the organism in Eukaryota, Fungi, Ascomycota, Eurotiomycetes, Eurotiales, Aspergillaceae. Gene Ontology annotation, biological process: tRNA modification. Gene Ontology annotation, molecular function: RNA binding.